AUGGUUACCGCUGCUGAGACGCUCAAGGAUUGCGUCGAGCUCAUCCGGUCUUGCCGCAGCGAGAGCCGGGCUCGAGUGAUUCACGAGUGGGUCUUCUCGCGGCAGUCUCUAGUGCUGAACUCGCGGCUCUAUCUCUCGAAUCUCCUCGUGGAGAUGUACGGCAGGUGUGGGAGCGUCGAGAGUGCCGAGAAGAUCUUUGCGGAUAUUUCUCCCAAAGACUCCCACUCGUGGGUUCUCAUGAUCUCCGCGUACGGAAGGAAUGGUUUUCUCGUCCAAGCUAAGAAAACGUUUGAUCUAAUGCCGGAUCCGAGUCUAGUUGCGUGGAAUUGUCUUCUUGGCGCAUAUGCCCGGCUUGGGCAUUUGCAGGAAUCCGAGCGAAUCUUUUGUGGGAUGCCUGCGUGGGAUAUCUUCUCAUAUACGGCGAUGCUUGCGGCAUUUGUAAAUGCGAAGUGUUUUGAUAAUGCGAAUGUUUUGUUUGAUGACAUGCCGGAGUGGGACGUGGUUUGCUGCAACACUCUAAUGGCAGCGAAUGAAAGCUACGAUCAGGCAAAAGAUUUGUUUGAUUCGAUGCGCGAGUGGACGCUGGUGUCAUACAACACCAUUCUAAAUACAUUUGCGAGAACGUCAAAAGCUUGCGAUGCAAAGAGCUUCUUUGAUUCUAUGCCCGCCAGAGAUAUGUUCUCGUGGAAUGUUCUUUUGAAAACUUAUACCCAAAUCGGGUAUCUCGAUCAAGCGAAAACCUUGUUUUCUGGCAUGAAAAUGCACGAUACAGUGGCUUGUAACACAAUGUUGCUUCUGUAUGAAAUGCAUGGCGCUGUAGAGGAAUCUACUGUACUUGUCAGCUCCAUGCCGUACUGGGAUUCCGUCACUUGGAAUAACAUGCUUCUGGCAUAUACCCGAAAUGGGCAUCUUGAAGAUGCCAUUAGAGUAUAUGAAAUACUGCCUUCAAACCUUGUCUCCUGUACUGUCAUGCUCUCGGCAUAUUCCCAGUCCGGGAAUCUUGACAAAGCCGUGUCUUUGUUUCAUAGGUUCACGUAUAAAGACCAGGCGCUAUGGAAUACUCUUCUGGCUGCCUAUGUUGGUAAUGGAUGCCUCGAAUAUGCCCAGGCCGUGUUUCUUAGAGCUCCAAAGCUCAGCUCUGUGUCGUGGAAUAUAAUGGUGGCGGGCAAUGCGAAGGUUGGGUUUAUUAGCGAGGUUUUGAGAUUGGUACACACGAUGGUGGUGGAGGGAGUCGAGCCUGAGACUGCGACGCUCCUUUCCAUCUUGGUUGGAUGCAACCAUGGCGGCGAUGUCUACACUGCUUGGAAAUACUUGCAGUGCAUGGUUUGUGACUUUGGUAUUGCUCCAACGAGGGAAGUUUACUGCUGUGUGCUAGAUCUUCUCAUGAGAGCCAACUACAUAGAGGCUGCAAGGGAUUUGUUUUACAACAUGCCAUUUGAGCCGGAAGCAGUUGACUGGAAAUGCAUGAACAGAUUAUUCCAGGCCAUGAGACUAGUAUAA
Molecule: messenger RNA, 1500 nt
Organism: Selaginella moellendorffii
Lineage: Eukaryota; Viridiplantae; Streptophyta; Lycopodiopsida; Selaginellales; Selaginellaceae
Product: pentatricopeptide repeat-containing protein At4g02750-like
Exons: 1
Coding region: 1-1500 (499 amino acids)
Biological process (GO): RNA modification
Cellular component (GO): intracellular membrane-bounded organelle
Molecular function (GO): RNA binding; protein binding
Source: RefSeq, a predicted model, not a curated record